AUGUCCAGUUCGAACCCAACACUCAUAUUUCCGCAACUUCCACCAUUACUUACUGCUUCUAAGUCAAAAUCGGUACACAAUACUGGGAGUUUUACUGUAUAUUCAUCUAAUGAAUUAAAGGGUGUUAGCGAUAUGGGAUCCUUGGCAAUCAACGGCGUUGGCACACCAUGUUCAAAUACAACGUUCAAUACCAAAGCUUUCAGUGGCAUAAACCAUUUGUAUGAGGAACGCCUUCUAAAGCAGACCUCUGCAGGAUCAAUAAACAGCACCGGCUAUUCAGGCACCCAGCAGGAAAUUCACCUCCCAAAUGUGCCAUUAGGUAACCAAAAGUCAGCUGCUGUAUGUGCUAAAGGAUGCUCCAAACCCAGCGGUCCUUCGCCACCCGAAAAUGGAGGCGUAGGAAAAGCAGAUGAGAGCAGCUGCACAGCGAAGGCAAGAACUCGAACGACAGCCGAAGGAGGUGGAGGCCUUCAUUAUAGUCAAAACUGUCAACAAUCUCCUGCUUACGGAUCACCUGCAAGCGGCACGGUUUUAAGUCAGUCAGCCUGGAAUGGAGGUGCCGCUGUCAACUUACCGACAGUCGGCAUCACCCCAGAGGUUGCAAUAAAACAGUUCAAAACGAAACUGUCAGCGUACGAACUGACGGAGAUCCUAAAUUACCCAAAUAUCUACUUUGUUGGACAUAAUGCUAAAAAACGACAAGGAAUUCCCGGUGCAGCCAACAACUGUGGAUAUGACGAUGAACAGGGAUCCUAUCUUCACACUGCUCAUGACCAAGUAUCGUAUAGAUACGAGGUUCUAAAAAGUUUGGGGAAGGGCAGUUUUGGCCAGGUUGUCAAGGCAUUCGACCAUAAGACAAACACGUUUGUAGGCUUGAAAAUGGUUAGGAAUGAACGAAGAUUUACAAAGCAAGCAGCUGAGGAAAUAAGAAUUCUCGAGCUUCUUCGAGCUCAAGAUGUCGAUAACACAAGAAAUGUUGUGCAUUUGCUGGAACAUUUUGUUUUCCGGGACCACGUCUGCAUGACAUUUGAACUACUAAACAUGAACCUCUAUGAACUUAUCAAAAGAAAUAAAUUUCAAGGCUUUCCACUACAAUUAGUUCGAAAAUUUGCUCACUCCAUCCUCGUUUGUCUUGACAUGCUUCACCGCAACAAGAUUAUUCACUGCGACCUGAAACCAGAAAAUAUUCUGCUUAAACAACAAGGUCGAAGCGGCAUUAAAGUUAUUGAUUUCGGUUCCAGCUGCUUUGAAAAUCAAAGGAUCUAUACAUACAUUCAGUCUCGCUUCUAUCGAGCACCGGAAGUAAUUUUGGGAUGCAAAUAUGGCGUUUCCAUCGAUAUUUGGAGUUUCGGAUGUAUUUUGGCCGAGCUUCUCACAGGUUCGCCACUGUUUCCGGGAGAAGACGAGCUAGACCAAUUAGCCUGCAUCAUGGAAGUCCAGGGAAUGCCUCCACAGAAAUUACUAGAUCAGAGCCGCCGCCUCAAACACUUUUUCUCCACCACUCACGGCUGUCCCCGAUAUUGCAUGGAAGUGGACGAGAACGGUCGCGUCAUUUUGCGACCAGGCAAAACGAAGCGGGGCAAAAUUAGAAACAUUCCCGGCUCCCGCAGUCUUGUGGAAGCCUUCCGUCACGAAUGGCUACGUCGCCGACAGCCAAAGUCAACAAUCACUGGCGCGGUGGCUGCCCUGACUACUCAAACAACACCGUACUCCUGUGGAGAACAGAAGCAGAUCUACUCGCUGCCCGCUGCCAACAGUACUUCCGUCUCCAUCAGUCACGCCUCCUCGCAGCGUGUACCAAAUAACACCGAGUCACUACAAUUUGAGACAAGCAAGCCACACCAGACGUCCCCACUGCACUCUCAGCGGGUGGAUCGGCAGCAUAAACCACAGGCGCAUGGCCAACCGCGUCAUCUUAUAAAUAGCCAGUGCCUUAGUACUACCACCUGCGAGAUGAACACGGUCAGUAACGGUUUCAACACGGAACAUCGCUGCCAACAACCCACGGGCACGCCCACAAAUAACCUGACGACCGUUAAUACCACUACACAGGCUGUAGUUCGGCAUGACAACUUCGACACCAGUCUUGGGGCCGGAGACAAAAUGCGUUACGAGCUGUCCAGCAAACCGCAGAACAUCUAG
This is a messenger RNA of Dibothriocephalus latus, 2142 nucleotides long. Lineage: Eukaryota; Metazoa; Platyhelminthes; Cestoda; Diphyllobothriidea; Diphyllobothriidae. The record is from the annotation of a GenBank genome assembly.